AUGCCAGCUUCGGGCGAGCGAGAGCGUUCCAAUCGCAAAGGACAAUACUCCUGUAACUUCUGCCGGUCGCGCAAGAUUCGCUGCAAUCGACCGCUGCCAUGCACAAGUUGCAGGUCACGAGGAAAGACGUGUCAAUUUGAUCCUACGCCGGCGGCACGCGAAGCUCGAGGCCUUCAAACCCCCGUCUCGAUCGGGACUUCGCUCACACAGCAACAGCUACAUGAGAGCGUCCAGACACCUUCAUCUUCAACCGGAAAACUCGACAUGCAGGCUGAGAUAGAUGCGCUUCAGUAUCGUGUGCAGGAGCUCGAAGAACGUAUCAUACGAGAGACUACCUUUCCUCCGCAGGCGGGCAAUGAUGACAGAGGAAGUGUCCGAACUGCCUUCGUUUCUGGAACCGCUCCAGACGAAACUGAGAGGUACCAGCCUUCCGAGAUCCAGAAAACGAGAGACAUGGUAGAACACCUCGAAGGCGUCUCCAUGAGUCAGAGCUCUUUCGAACUGUCCGCGACAAACCACAUCACUUUCAAGAUUGGCCAGAUCCGCACAAUACCAUCAACACUGAGCUACACAAGGCAACUCGGUAGACUAAUACCAUGUAUAUGGCUACCACUAAAGGAAGAAGCCACGACGCUUCUGGAAGUCUACAUUACUGAGCUCAACUAUAUUCAACACGUAACGCACGAUCCCUCACUGCCAGCGAUUCUCGACGAAAUCUACCGCUCGAUUGAAAGUUGUGAGCCUACCAAUCUCAGCAAAGUUGCUUUAUUACUAAGCAUCAUCGCUCACACAACACAUGUAUGGAGUGUACCAGACGGGCUGAACAGAGAACGCCCCCUAUUUAUGUCCUCGACCCAAGCGCGCUCUCAGACAUCUAUCUGGGUCAAGGCGACAUACACGGUGCUUGAGACUUUGCAAGAGGGACAUUCGCUGGCUUUUGAGGCUAUACAAGGCAUCAUCAUUCUAUCAUACGUCAUGUGUAAUAUAGAGGGUGUCUCUCUACGAUAUCGCUCCUUGAUAUCGACUGGCUUGUUGCUGGGUCGGGAAAUGGGUCUCCAUCAGAUCGAUCAUGUAUCUAAUGUCGAUGGGGCAGGGACGCUCAAAGCAGAGGUUGGCCGUCGUGUUUGGUGGUAUCUGACUGCUACGGACUGGUACGUUGAACUGAGAAGACUUGAUACAUUGAUGAUACAAAGUAGACUGACAGCUUUGCGCAGGCUUCUUGCAGCAAGAUACGGCGGUCCUAGCGAAAGCGUAUACCAAUCCAGUCCUCUUCAUAUGAACGUAAAUAAGCCCCUAAACAUAAACGACGUAGAUCUUCUUGCCGUCGGGCCCCAACCAUCUCUGCCGCUCUCCCAGCACACAGACAUGUCAUACUUCCUCCAGCGCAUCCGUCUAGCAGAGAUCUCACGCAACUUCGUCGAUCAAAUCACGUCGGAUCCGUUCAAACGCGACGUUCAUCUCAUGGCAAUGGACAAACAACUCGUAGACAUGAUGCACGAGACACCCGCUUUCUUCCUACUGGACUACUACGACAGUACCUUUUCCUCCGAAAAGCCAAACCACACCCUCAUCCAAGCCUACUUCCUCAACACACUCAUCCACACUCAACGCUGCAAACUACACCUCACCUCCCUCACCCGUCCAUCCGCAUCCAUGACCAUCUCAACAAGCCCGUCUUCCCGCACGGCUUGUCUAUACUCAGCCCGCCAACUCAUAUACCUCGAAACGAAACUCUUACAGUCACGUCACCCUUUUGCGCACCGCCCCCAACGCCCUCCAGCUGGUCUGUACAGUAUCUUCAUUGCCACUAUCGCGUUACUCAUGGAUGCUUGCCUCAACAGAUCUAGCGAACUGCAAGUCGAGCUACAACAAGAUAACGAUCUGGCGAAAGGACUGCAGAUGAUAGCGGAUGCGAGAGAAGAUUCGCUAGCAGCAGCGAGAUUAUAUGAAUCUUUGAUGCACAUUGUGGCGAGGUAUCGAGAUGUUGAGAGCAUGCGCGAAGGAAACUCAAAAGGUGUGGAUAAGGAGUCCGCGCUGGAGACAUUCCAAGACACACCCUCGGGCGUCAUUCAGGAGCACCAUCCUCCUUCGCAAGUCACCGACGCGAUACAGCUCGAUUUAGCCGACUGGGACGAUCUAUUCUCCAGCGUGUCUUCAUCUCCGUUUUUCUGA
Molecule: messenger RNA, 2172 nt
Organism: Alternaria ventricosa
Lineage: Eukaryota; Fungi; Ascomycota; Dothideomycetes; Pleosporales; Pleosporaceae
Exons: 1
Coding region: 1-2172 (723 amino acids)
Biological process (GO): regulation of DNA-templated transcription
Molecular function (GO): DNA-binding transcription factor activity, RNA polymerase II-specific; zinc ion binding
Source: RefSeq, a predicted model, not a curated record